Molecule: messenger RNA, 1428 nt
Organism: Fulvia fulva
Lineage: Eukaryota; Fungi; Ascomycota; Dothideomycetes; Mycosphaerellales; Mycosphaerellaceae
Product: FAD-dependent monooxygenase OpS4
Exons: 4
Coding region: 1-1428 (475 amino acids)
Biological process (GO): secondary metabolite biosynthetic process
Molecular function (GO): monooxygenase activity; FAD binding
Source: RefSeq, a predicted model, not a curated record
AUGCCCGCGCCACGCUCCCUCCAUGUAGGCCUCAUUGGCGCCGGCCUAGGAGGCCUCGCAGCCGCAAUCGCAAUAGCCCGAGCAGGCUGCAAAGCCGCCUCAGAACUCGGCGAAAUCGGCGCCGGAAUCCAAAUGACGCCCAACGUCUCCCGUCUUCUGAUCAAAUGGGGCGUCUCCGACAUCAUAGGUGAUGACUUAGUCCAGUGUAAGGAAAUCCGGAUGCGGAGGCAGGAUGGGAAGGUCGUGCAGCGGACGGAGUUGGUACCGAAGACGGUGAGGGAGUUUGGGUUUCCUUGGUGGGUUGUGCGAAGGGAUCAUUUGCAUUCUGGACUUGCUGAGGGGGCGAGGCGGCAUGGGGUGAAGAUUGAGGUUGGGGCGAGGGUGGAGGGGAUUGAGUAUGAGGAUCAGGAGAGGGUGAGGGUGAGGACGAAGAAGGGGGAGAGGUAUGAGUUUGAUUUGGUGAUUGGGAGUGAUGGGGUUAAGUCGGUGGUGAGGAAGACGCUGUUUCCUGAUGUGAAGCCGAGAGCUCCGAUGAAUAAUGCUGCUUACCGGACGGUGCUGCCGUAUGACUAUAUCUAUGAGAAAGUACCCGAGGCGAGGGAAGUUCUGGGUAACUCAAUCGAUGUGUGGGGCAUGGAGAAGGGGUAUGUUAUCAUGUACCCGAUUUCGGGCGGGAGGGAAUGGAAUGCCGUGAUGUCGCAUUAUCGAGAUGAGCCAGUGAGCGAUGUUGAGGACAAUGUCGAUAUGGCUGAGAUGAGGGAGUACUACAAGGACUGCGACCCUCUGCUGUCCUGGUCCAGUCCGCGGAAGAAUGUCGUCCUCCUGGGCGAUGCGGCGCAUAGUAUGGUAAACCACAUGGCGCAGGGCGCAGCGACUAGUAUGGAAGACGGCGCCUUUCUAGGUAGAGUCCUCGGCGAAGUCGUCCAUGGUGUGAUCACUCUUGAAGAAGCCAUCGGCAUCUACGAAAAAGCACGAAUGCCACGCGCCUGGAUCAAGCAGCAGGCCUCCUUCGUGCUAGGUGGGAUUUACAUGGCAGAAGACGAGCCCCGCGGUAAAGCUCGAGAUGAGAGCUCGGCGGCCUCGGCCCAGGACACUUCUGCUAUGGCUGAAGUGAAGAACCUCCACUCGGCCCAGGACACUUCUGCUAUGGCUGAAGUGAAGAACCUCCAGUCCAAACCACAGAUCUCGGGCCCGGAUGCUAAUGCUCGAUCGUGGAAUCUGUGGGGCUCGCCGGAGGCUGUGCAGUCGAUCUUUGCGUAUGAUCCCGAGGCAGAUGCGGACUUCUCCGUGUUGAAUUAUUUGCAGCAGAACAGUGCGUGGGACAAGGAGACGGGUCUAAGCUCUGCUUUGGAGGAGAAGUGGACUGGGUGGUUUUUGCCGAAGGAUCAGGUUGGGAGAAUAGCCAAGAGUCGAGGGACGAAGCUGUGA